AACGUGAUCCCGAAAUCACACUGUAAGAGGCACACAGUUCUUCUCGUGUGCUACGCUACACACGAUCAGAAACACAAUGUUCGAGGUUCUUCUUCUUCUUCGUUCAGUUCAGUUCAGAAACCACUGCGAAUUUUCAAAAUCCUUCAAAUCAAUUCCUCUGAACAAAACACCAAUUUUCACUUCCAACAAUCAAUCAACUUAACACACAAUGAAAUCACGUUUAUGGUUAACACUUUUGUUCUUCUCAGUUAACGCAUUGGGAUCUGAGUCCAAGAGAACCGACGUAGCAUACGCGAGUUUGUUAUACGGAGAUGAAUUCUUGUUAGGCGUUAGGGUUCUUGGAAAAUCUAUACGCGACACUCGAUCUAACAAGGAUAUGGUUGCUUUAGUCUCUGAUGGUGUUUCUGAUUACGCCAAUAAUCUCCUCAAGGCUGAUGGGUGGAUAGUUGAGAAAAUUAGUUUACUGGAAAAUCCUAAUCAAGUUCGUCCAAAGAGAUUUUGGGGUGUUUAUACCAAGCUUAAGAUAUUUAACAUGACUGAUUAUAAGAAAGUUGUAUACCUUGAUGCGGAUACUAUUGUUGUUAGAAAUAUUGAAGAGCUUUUCAAGUGUGGAAAAUUCUGUGCUAAUUUGAAGCAUUCUGAGAGGUUGAAUUCAGGAGUUAUGGUGGUGGAACCAUCUACAGCCCUUUUUAAUGACAUGAUGAGCAAAGUCAAAACUCUUCCGUCUUACACUGGUGGGGAUCAAGGAUUUCUUAAUUCAUAUUACUAUGGAUUUCCCAAUGCACGUGUUUUUGAGCCAAAUUUGAGCCCAGAAAUUUUGGAUACUAGACCAGUUCCUGAAAUGGAACGACUUUCCACACUUUAUAAUGCGGAUGUUGGUCUUUACAUGCUGGCUAACAAGUGGAUGGUAGAUGAGAAAGAACUCCGUGUGAUUCAUUAUACUCUAGGUCCUCUUAAGCCUUGGGACUGGUGGACAUCUUGGCUUUUGAAACCUGUUGAUGUUUGGCAGAAUGUAAGGGAACAGUUGCCGGAAUCCCUUCCUGGAACCAGAGGGGGCCAAAAUCCUAAAGACAGUUUUCUUGUGAAGUUUCUUUUUCUGCUACCACUUAGUGCUGUACUCUUCUUCUGUUACCGUUCAUUUCAAAAGAAUCAAGGGUACUUUGGUUCCUGUUGUAGAAGCUCACUAUGUGAUCAUGUCAGACACCUCUGUUAUAGGAUUAAAUCAGGUGGCCCAAUUUCUUAUACUGGCAUUUCUACUUCUACAGUCAGUUCCACCCAUCAGCUCUUAAACGGUACUCAGUACAAGAUGCCCGCAUAUUUGGGUGGUGUUUCUGUUUGUGUCUGUUUUAUGGCUGCAGUGGUGUCUCUUGGACUAACUCUCAUUAUAGUACCUCGGCAAGUGACUCCAUGGACUGGUUUGCUUUUGAUGUAUGAAUGGGCAUUCACAAUAUUCUACAUAUUAUUUGGAGGUUAUCUUAGUUUGAUUUAUCAUUGGGGAAAGAUCACGGCAUCACGGGCUCCUUCCUCAUUGUCUCAACCUGAAUCUUCUGACGACGAUGCAGGAAAAGGCCAUCAGCGUCAAAUAUCAUCUUGUGAUGCCACUACAUGGUUCUAUGGGUUAGGGAUGGCCUUCUUGUCCAUUGUUGCUCCAUCUAUGCCUUGUCUUUUUGGAAUUACCGCUUUGUUUCUACGGUUAGGUUUGAUGAUUGUUGGCGGCAUAAUAUUAACAUCCUUCAUGACAUACGCCUCUGAACAUCUAGCUAUGAAAUCAUUUCUUAAAGGCCUUGAAGAGAGGGAUAUUGCACGAAAUGGGAACUUCUGUUUCUCAUGAUUAUUUUUUUGAAGUGGCGUAAACUAUGAUACAUUAUUGUUCCAUUUACCUUUACUUUCAUUAAAAUAUGCAUCAUUGAUCCAUUUAAGUAUUCAGUUAAGGUUCCAUUCACAGCCCUUGUGUUUGAUCUAGGCUUCAGCUAGAUAAGCAAAGAUUAGCAGCAACAAAGCAUGACAUUAGGCUGAAGAAAACUUAAGCCAAUAUUUGAUUCUGGUAGUGGUAGGUUAACCCAUAGGCAGAGACUUGCAGGUAGUUGUUCUUGUAUUCAACUAACUUUGUAGCAUUUAUCUAGUGGCAAAUGUAAUUAAAAAAAUUAUUUUUUUUGUGUCUAUCACGCAUAUUGUAAUUUUUCAAGUUUACAUUAACAUUAUUAUUAGUUUUAAAGGAAUUGCUCCAUUGAAA
This is a messenger RNA of Trifolium pratense (red clover), 2233 nucleotides long. RefSeq names its product inositol phosphorylceramide glucuronosyltransferase 1-like. Gene Ontology annotation, molecular function: glycosyltransferase activity. The record is from RefSeq and is a predicted model, not a curated record. Lineage: Eukaryota; Viridiplantae; Streptophyta; Magnoliopsida; Fabales; Fabaceae. The transcript has 10 exons. Bases 209 to 1831 code for a protein of 540 amino acids.